Meira miltonrushii is the source of this 1353-nucleotide messenger RNA. Its product is annotated as GATA-domain-containing protein. The record is from RefSeq and is a predicted model, not a curated record. The transcript has a single exon. NCBI's taxonomy places the organism in Eukaryota, Fungi, Basidiomycota, Exobasidiomycetes, Exobasidiales, Brachybasidiaceae. Bases 299 to 1297 code for a protein of 332 amino acids. Gene Ontology annotation, biological process: regulation of DNA-templated transcription. Gene Ontology annotation, molecular function: zinc ion binding; sequence-specific DNA binding.
CUUUUGAAGUGGUUUCAGGCGUUUUACAUGGUGAAGGUCCUCGUUUUCCCGAUGCAGGUUUAAACUCGUUAAAGAUGGCAAAUCCAUCAAGAUACGGUAAAAAGUUAAUGUCCCAAUCUCCAACGUUGGAAGGUGGGAACAACAAAAUCCUUCCGACAACUUUUCCUCCACCACCACCAUCUCUCAAUCGACAUGUAUCAUACGAUAAAGUUAUUGUGCCCGGUAUGUGUCUGUGUUGGAAUUGCAGUACCGACAUCGCGCUGACCUCUUUGCUUUUUCACUGCAAACAGAUCGAUCGAUGCGACCUUCAACAUCUCUCAAUGCUUUGACAGCAGAGCGUUCUGAUGUGCCGUACAACAGGCCACCUCCUUCAAUGCAUGACCACAGAUUCUCAAACAGAUUCGAGACCGGGCCAGAGAGGGUGGACCUGGAUCACAACAGAUGGCGAGAACGUAGUUCGGAACCAAGUAGGGCAAGGGAGAUCGGACGUCCGGAUAUUCUUCCCGAAUCAAACCUUCCAAGAGAUCGAGCUUCUUCCAGCAAUGGACGUACAUACGCCGCCUCUACCGAACAAGAAUAUCCUUCGGAAAUCGCCGGACCCAGCAGGCUAGGUGGUGCCGUUCCUCCACCGCUCACUUCACCACUCGGUAAUUUUCCACGUCACCCAAACGACUCCCCACGAUCAGCUUAUAGCGCUCGUGAAACAGAUGGAUUCAAUCAGAGAGCACCCCUGCCCGGCCAGCAUCAUGGAGGUAAUCCGGCAGGACUGCCCGUUCCGCAGCCUCCUCCUCGCCAUCCGCAACCAGGAAGACGUGCUUCCUCCGACUAUGGAGGAACGCCUUAUCCGACCAGCUACUCUCCGCCGUACAAUACCAAGAAUGACGAACGUUACGGCUUUAGACCGCCUUCAGACCACUACUCUACUCAACAUGGCUCCCGAAUCCCAAGUGGAUAUUACCGUGAUGAAUACCGGGACGCCAGUCAAAACGAUCAAACGUACGUGAGCGGAGACGAAAGUGGAAGUAUGGGUUUUAGACCAUCAAAAUAUCGUAAACGAUCACGAGCGCCUGCUCCUGGCAGUUGUGUUUCUUGUGGCGUUCGUGAUACGCCUGAAUGGCGUAGGGGUCCAAACGGAGCGCGAACGUUGUGUAAUGCAUGUGGAUUGCAUUUUUCUAAACUUCUUCGUAGGAAAAAACAAGAAGAAGGAAAUGAAACGGCAAGUGUGACUGUUGAAGAAUUACGUUUGAGUUUAAAACUUCCCGGUAAUGGAUCCACAGGACAAACAUCUCCUUUCUAACAAUCAGUUAUAUUAUAUUUUUAUCUUUCGGGACAAUACACAAAACUCUCGCAAUA